AGGCGCGAGCGCUAGCGAGUCGCACGCAGUUCCAGGAGCGGAGCUCUGGCACUGGCGCCAGCUGCGAGCGGAGGGCACCAACUCCGCGGAACUGGCUUUGCAAUGGGACACCUGUGGCUCCUGGGGAUUUGGGGCCUCUGGGGGCUGCUCAUGUGUGCCGCGAAUCCCCGCACAGAUGGCUCUGAAAUAAUCCCCAAAGUCACAGAAAUAAUACCUAAAUAUGGCAGCAUAAAUGGAGCAACAAGGCUGACUAUCAGAGGAGAAGGUUUUUCUCAAGCAAACCAAUUUACCUAUGGAGUUGAUAAUGCUGAGUUGGGAAACAGUGUGCAAUUAGUUUCUUCUUUCCAGUCAAUUGCUUGUGAUGUAGAAAAAGAUGCAAGUCAUUCAACUCACAUUACAUGCUAUACUAGAGCAAUGCCAGAAGGUUCCUACACUGUUAGAGUCAGUGUGGAUGGGGUUCCUGUUACAGAAAAUAACACCUGCAAAGGCCACAUCAACAGUUGGGCAUGUACCUUCAAUGCAAAAAGUUUUAGAACCCCAACAAUAAGAAGCAUCACACCUUUAUCUGGAACUCCAGGUACACUAAUAACAAUCCAAGGCAGAAUCUUCACUGAUGUCUAUGGAAGUAAUAUUGUACAAAGUUCAAAUGGGAAAAAUGUUAGGAUUUUGAGAGUUUACAUUGGAGGAAUGCCCUGCGAGCUUCUCAUACCACAGUCUGAUAGUUUAUAUGGUCUAAAACUGGAUCAUCCAAAUGGAGAUAUGGGUUCUAUGAUUUGUAAGACGACUGGAACUUUUAUUGGUCAUCACAAUGUCAGCUUCAUCUUAGAUAGUGAUUAUGGAAGGAGUCUUCCACAGAAAAUGACAUAUUUUGUUUCUUCUCUCAGUAAAAUUUCAAUGUUUCAAACAUAUGCAGAGGUCACUACAAUUUUCCCUUCACGAGGAAGCAUUCAAGGUGGCACCACGCUAACAAUAAGUGGGCAGUUCUUUGAUCAGACAGAUUUCCCAGUCAGAGUUCUAGUUGGAGGUGAAACUUGUGAUACCUUGAAUGUCACAGAAAAUAGUAUAUCUUGCAAGACACCCCCCAAACCUCAUAUUCUCAAAACUGUAUAUCCAGGAGGGAGAGGCCUGAAGCUUGAGGUAUGGAAUAAUACCUGCCCAGUACAUCUGGAAGAGAUACUUGAAUACAAUGAAAAAACACCUGGGUACAUGGGGGCCAGUUGGGUAGAUUCAGCUUCCUAUAUUUGGCCCAUGGAACAAGACACAUUUGUCGCACGCUUUAGUGGAUUUUUGGUGGCUCCAGAUUCUGAUGUUUAUAGAUUCUACAUCAAAGGUGAUGACCGUUAUGCUAUUUAUUUUAGCCAGAGUGGACUUCCAGAAGAUAAGGUGAGGAUUGCAUAUCAUUCUGCCAAUGCCAACAGUUAUUUUUACAGUCCAGCACAAAGAUCAGAUGAUAUUCAUCUGCAGAAAGGAAAAGAAUACUAUAUUGAAAUUUUGCUGCAGGAGUAUAGAUUAAGUGCAUUUGUUGAUGUCGGACUGUACCAGUAUCAAAAUGUUUAUACUGAACAACAAACAGGAGAUGCAGUAAAUGAAGAACAAGUUAUCAAAUCCCAGUCGACAAUCAUCCAGGAAGUACAGGUUAUAACAUUGGAAAACUGGGAAACAACUAAUGCAAUUAAUGAAGUUCAGAAGAUCAAGGUAACCAGCCCAUGUGUGGAAGCUAAUUCAUGUUCACUUUACCAAUACAGAUUAAUCUAUAAUAUGGAAAAAACUGUCUUCCUACCUGCUGAUGCAUCUGAAUUCAUACUGCAAUCAGCCUUGAAUGAUCUCUGGUCUAUAAAACCGGACACAGUUCAAGUGAUAAGAACACAGAAUACCUGGAGCUAUAUCUACACGAUAACAUUCAUAUCAACUAGAGGAGACUUUGACCUGUUUGGUUAUGAAGUCUUUGAAGGGAAUAAUGUUACACUGGAUAUUACAGAACAAACCAAAGGAAAACCCAGCUUGGAGACAUUCACACUGAAUUGGGAUGGGAUUUCUUCUAAGCCGCUCACUCCAUGGUCAUCAGAGGCUGAAUUUCAGAGAGCAGUGGAAGAAAUGGUUAGCACCAAGUGUCCACCACAAAUCACAAAUUUUGAAGAAGGAUUUGUUGUGAAAUACUUCAGAGACUAUGAAACUGAUUUUAAUCUGGAACGUAUUAACAGAGGGCAGAAGACAGCUGAAACUGAUGCUUACUGUGGUCGUUACUCCCUGAAAAACCCAGCUGUUCUUUUUGACUCAGCAGAUGUUAAACCAAACAGACUACCAUAUGGAGACAUUUUAUUGUUUCCUUAUAAUCAGUUAUGUUUAGCAUACAAAGGAUUCCUGGCAAAUUAUAUUGGUCUAAAAUUCCAGUACCAAGACAGUAGUAGCAAGAUUAUUAGAAGCACUGAUGUACAAUUCACAUAUAACUUUGCUUAUGGAAACAACUGGACUUACACUUGCAUAGACCUUCUGGAUCUCAUAAGAACAAAAUACACUGGGACAAAUAUUUGUCUUCAAAGGAUUAGUUUACAGAAAGCAUCAGAAUCACAGUCCUUCUAUGUGGAUGUAGUGUACAUUGGACACACAUCUACAAUCUCAACAUUGGAUGAAAUGCCCAAGAGAAGACUUCCUGCAUUAGCAAAUAAAGGAAUAUUUUUAGAGCACUUUCAGGUGAAUUGGACCAAAAUAAAUGGACCAACCAUGACACACCAAUAUUUUGUUACCAUGACUUCAUAUAAUUGCAGUUACAAUAUACCCAUGAUGGCUGUGAGUUUUGGGCAGAUAAUCACACAUGAGACAGAGAAUAAGAUUGUCUACAGAGGAAAUAAUUGGCCAGGCGAGUCAAAAAUUCAUAUUCAAAGAAUUCAAGCUGCAUCUCCACCUCUAAGUGGAAGCUUUGACAUUCAAGCUUAUGGACGUAUUCUCAAAGGCCUCCCUGCCGAUGUGUCAGCUGCAGAUCUACAGUUUGCUCUACAGAGUCUGGAGGGAAUGGGAAGAGUCUCAGUUACACGAGAGGGAACCUGUGCUGGCUACACGUGGAACAUCAAGUGGAGAAGCACCUGUGGAAAGCAGAAUCUUCUACAGAUUAAUGAUUCCAACAUUAUUGGAGAAAAGGCUAAUAUGACAGUUACAAGGAUAAAGGAAGGUGGCUUAUUCAGACAACACAUACUUGGAGACCUGCUUCGUACACCCAGUCAACAGCCACAGGUUGAAGUCUAUGUCAAUGGAAUUCCAGCUAAAUGUUCAGGUGACUGUGGAUUUACAUGGGAUUCUGCCAUUACUCCCCUCGUCUUGGGUACAAGCCCUUCUCAAGGGUCCUAUGAAGAAGGCACAAUUCUAACCAUAGUGGGUUCCGGAUUUUCUCCUAGUUCAGCCGUAACAGUCUCAGUUGGACCAGUAGGUUGCUAUUUGCUUUCUGUGGAUGAAAAGGAGAUUAAGUGCCAGAUUCUGAAUGGAAGUGCUGGACAUGCCCCAGUUGCGGUGUCCAUAGUUGAUGUUGGACUAGCACAGAAUGUAGGGGGCGAAGAGUUCUACUUUGUUUAUCAGAGUCAGAUCUCGCAUAUCUGGCCUGAUUCUGGAAGCAUAGCAGGUGGUACGCUACUGACUCUAUCUGGAUUUGGCUUUAAUGAAAAUUCAAAGGUAUUAGUUGGAAAUGAAACCUGCAAUGUGAUUGAAGGGGAUUUGAAUAGGAUAACCUGCAGGACACCAAAAAAAACUGAGGGUACAGUUGAUAUUUCAGUUACUACCAAUGGAUUUCAAGCCACAGCAAGGGAUGCUUUUAGUUAUAAUUGUUUACAGACACCAAUUAUAACUGAUUUUAGUCCAAAAGUACGAACAAUAUUAGGAGAAGUUAAUUUAACAAUUAAUGGCUAUAAUUUUGGAAAUGAACUGACACAAAACAUGGUGGUAUAUGUUGGAGGAAAAACCUGCCAGCUUCUUCACUGGAACUUCACAGAUAUUAGAUGCCUUUUGCCCAAGUUGCCUCCUGGAAAACAUGAUAUCUAUGUAGAAGUCAGAAACUGGGGUUUUGCAUCAACAAGAGACAAAUUAAAUUCUUCGAUACAGUAUGUUUUGGAAGUGACCAGCAUGUUUCCACAAAGAGGCUCCUUGUUCGGUGGAACUGAAAUCACCAUAAAGGGUUUUGGAUUCAGCACAAUAUCAGCUGAAAAUACCGUGCUGUUAGGGUCCAUCCCUUGCAAUGUUACAUCAUCAUCAGAAAAUGUCAUAAAAUGUAUUCUUCAUUCAACUGGAAAUAUAUUUAGGAUUACCAACAAUGGGAAAGAUUCAGUGCAUGGAUUAGGUUAUGCCUGGUCACCAUCAGUCCUAAAUGUGUCUGUGGGGGACACAGUGGCAUGGCAUUGGCAAACACAUCCCUUUCUUAGAGGGAUAGGAUAUAGGGUUUUUUCUGUCUCCAGUCCUGGAAGUGUAAUUUAUGACGGCAAAGGAUUCACAAAUGGAAGACAAAAAUCUACAUCAGGUUCAUUUUCUUACCAAUUUACUUCACCUGGAAUCCAUUAUUAUAGCAGCGGGUUUGUUGAUGAGGCUCACUCCAUUUUUCUCCAAGGAGUCAUUAAUGUUUUACAAGCUGAAACCAGGCACAUUCCCCUGCACCUGUUUGUGGGUAGCUCUGAAGCCACAUAUGCUCGUGGAGGACUUGAGAAUUUGCACUUGGGAAGCUCUGUGACAGGCUGCCUAGCAACAGAACCCCUGUGUGGCCUGAACAAUACCAAGGUUAAAAAUUCAGAAAGAUUGCUAUUUGAGGUUUCAAGUUGUUUUUCACCAUCUAUAAGCAACAUUACUCCAUCCAGCGGAACAGUAAAUGAACUAAUAACAAUUAUUGGACAUGGCUUUAGUAAUCUCCCAUGUGCUAAUAAGGUUACAAUUGGUAGCUACCCCUGUAUCAUAGAAGAAAGUAGUGACAAUUCAAUUACGUGUCAUAUUGACCCUCAAAACUCAAUGGAUGUUGGUAUCAGGGAAAUUGUCACUUUAACUGUCUACAACCUGGGCACUGCUAUCAAUACAUUGUCCAACGAAUUUGAUAGGCGAUUUGUACUUUUGCCAAACAUUGACCUAGUGUUGCCAAAUGUAGGAUCGACUACAGGAAUGACAAGAGUGACCAUAAAAGGCUCUGGAUUUGCAGUUUCUUCUACAGGCGUAGAAGUCCUUAUGGGUCAUUUCCCAUGUAAAGUUCUAUCUGUGAAUUAUAGAGCCAUUGAAUGUGAAACAUCCCCUGCUGUCCAACAACUUGUGGAUGUAUAUCUUCUAAUACAUGGAGUGCCUGCCCAGUGCCAGGGAAACUGUACCUUUUCAUAUUUAGAAAGCAUCACUCCUUAUAUAACAGGAAUCUCCCCAAACUCUAUCAUAGAAUCUGUAAAAGUUAUUAUUGAAGGAGAAGGUUUUGGAACUGUUUUGGAUGACAUUGCUGUUUUCAUUGGAAAUCAACAGUUCAGAGUAAUAGAUGUUAAUGAAAACAACAUCACUGCUCUUGUGACUUCUCUCCCAGUUGGACGUCAUUCUCUUAGUGUUGUGGUGGGAAGUAAAGGCUUGGCUCUGGGAAACCUGUCUGUCAGCAGCCCUCCAGUAGCAUCUGUCUCACCAACUUCUGGAAGCACUGGUGGUGGAACAACAUUGGUGAUCACAGGAAAUGGCUUCUAUCCAGGCAAUACCACAGUCACUAUUGGGGAUGACCCUUGUCAGAUUAUUUCCAUCGACCCCAAUGAAGUCUACUGCCACACUCCACCUGGGACUGCUGGAAUGGUCGGUGUGAAAAUCUUUGUUAAUACAAUCUCUUAUCCACCUUUGCUUUUUACAUAUGCCCUGGAAGAUACUCCAUUUCUCAGAGGAAUUGUCCCAAGUAGAGGUCCACCGGGAACUGAAAUUGAGAUUACUGGAUCCAACUUUGGUAUUGAGAUCUUGGACAUCUCAGUAAUGAUAAAUAACAUUCAGUGUAAUGUAACUAUGGCCAAUGAUAGUGUGUUGCAGUGCAUCGUGGGAGAUCAUGCUGGGGGCACAUUUCCUGUUAUGAUGCAUCAUAAGACAAAAGGCUCUGCCAUCUCCACAGUUGUGUUUGAGUACCCGCUUAAUAUUCAAAAUAUUAAUCCAAGCCAAGGGAGCUUUGGUGGGGGUCAAACCAUGACUGUGACAGGCACCGGAUUUAAUCCACAAAAUUCAAUUAUAUUAGUUUGUGGCUCAGAAUGUGCAGUUGACAGGCUUAGAUCUGAUUACACAACAUUAUUAUGUGAAAUUCCAUCUAAUAAUGGCAGGGGUGCUGAGCAAGCCUGUGAAGUGAGUGUGGUUAAUGGGAAAGAUUUGUCACAGUCUACGACUCCAUUUACGUACUCAGUGUUCCUGACUCCACUCAUCACUGCAGUAUCUCCCAAGAGAGGCAGUACGGCAGGAGGCACCAGACUGACAGUCAUGGGGUCAGGAUUCAGUGAAAAUAUAGAGGAUGUUCAUAUCACCAUAGCUGAAGCCAAAUGCGCUGUUCAGUGUUCCAACAAGACACACAUCAUCUGCAUGACAAAUGCCCAUCCUCUCUCAGGGUGGGCUCCAGUUCACGUCCACAUCAGAGGUGUUGGCAUGGCCAAACUGGAUAAUGCUGACUUUCUUUAUGUUGAUGCUUGGUCCUCCAAUAUCUCAUGGGGGGGAAGAUCUCCUCCGGAAGAAGGGUCUCUUGUUGUUAUUACCAAAGGACAGACAAUUCUGCUCGAUCAAAGCACCCCUAUUUUGAAAAUGUUGCUUAUUCAGGGUGGAACUCUAAUAUUUGAUGAAGCUGACAUUGAACUCCAGGCAGAAAAUAUUCUAAUUACAGAUGGAGGCAUUCUUCAGAUUGGGACGGAGACAUCCCCAUUCCAACACAAGGCUGUCAUUACCUUGCAUGGGCACCUGCGAUCUCCUGAGCUCCCUGUCUAUGGUGCCAAAACACUGGCUGUGCGAGAGGGAAUCCUGGAUCUCCACGGUGUGCCUGUUCCUGUGAUCUGGACUCGCCUGGCUCAUACUGCAAAGGCAGGGGAAAGAAUUUUAAUUUUACAAGAAGCAGUAACAUGGAAACCAGGAGAUAACAUUGUAAUUGCAAGCACAGGACACAGACACAGUCAAGGAGAGAAUGAGAAAAGGACUAUAGCAUCUGUAUCUGCUGAUGGCAUAACCGUAACACUAAGUAAUCCACUAAAUUACACACACUUAGGAAUUACUGUCACACUCCCUGAUGGAACUCUGUUUGAAGCAAGAGCAGAAGUUGGAAUUCUUACAAGAAAUAUUUUAAUAAGAGGAUCUGAUAAUGUUGAGUGGAAUAACAAAAUUCCAGCAUGUCCUGAUGGAUUUGACACAGGAGAAUUUGCUACACAAACCUGCCUCCAAGGAAAGUUUGGAGAAGAAAUAGGAAGUGACCAGUUUGGAGGCUGCAUUAUGUUUCAUGCUCCUGUACCUGGUGCUAACAUGGUAACUGGGAGAAUAGAAUACGUAGAGGUAUUCCACGCUGGCCAGGCUUUCCGAUUGGGGCGAUAUCCAAUACAUUGGCACCUGCUUGGGGAUUUACACUUUAAGUCUUAUGUAAGAGGCUGUGCAAUUCACCAGGCCUAUAACAGAGCUGUUACUAUCCAUAACACACACCAUCUUUUGGUUGAGAGAAAUAUUAUAUAUGAUAUCAGGGGAGGAGCAUUUUUUAUAGAAGAUGGUAUUGAACAUGGCAAUAUCUUCCAGUAUAACUUGGCAAUAUUUGUACAGCAAAGUACCAGUCUUCUGAAUGAUGAUGUGACUCCAGCUGCAUUUUGGGUCACCAACCCGAACAAUACCAUACGACACAAUGCUGUUGCUGGUGGCACUCACUUUGGUUUUUGGUACCGGAUGAACAACCACCCUGAUGGGCCAUCCUAUGACAGAAACAUUUGUCAAAAAAGAGUUCCCCUUGGAGAAUUUUUUAACAAUACUGUCCAUUCUCAAGGUUGGUUUGGAAUGUGGAUUUUUGAGGAAUAUUUCCCCAUGCAAACAGGAUCUUGUACAUCCACAGUUCCUCUGCCUGCAAGAUUUAAUUCAUUUACUGCUUGGAAUUGUCAAAAAGGAGCUGAAUGGGUCAAUGGAGGUGCCCUUCAGUUCCAUAACUUUGUGAUGGUGAAUAACUAUGAGGCUGGAAUCGAGACUAAGAGGAUCCUGGCUCCUUAUGUUGGAGGAUGGGGUGAAACCAAUGGAGCAAUGAUUAAAAAUGCAAAAAUAGUUGGCCAUCUUGAUGAACUGGGAACGGGGUCUGCAUUUUGCACUAGAAAAGGCCUGGUUCUCCCAUUCAGUGAAGGCUUGACUGUAUCUUCUGUGCACUUUAUAAACUUUGAACAUCCCAACUGUGUAGCUUUGGGAGUAACAUCCAUCUCUGGAGUUUGUAAUGACAGAUGUGGCGGUUGGAGUGCAAAGUUUGUUGACAUCCAAUAUUUUCACACACCAAACAAGGCUGGCUUUCGCUGGGAACAUGAAAUGGUAUUGAUCGAUGUUGAUGGCUCACUUACAGGGCACAAAGGACAUACCGUCAUUCCACACAGCUCAUUGCUAGACCCUUCUCAUUGUACUCAGGAAGCUGAGUGGAGCAUUGGGUUCCCUGGAUCAGUCUGUGAUGCUUCAGUCAGCUUUCACCGUUUAGCAUUCAACAAGCCUUCUCCAGUAUCUCUGCUUGAAAAGGAUGUGGUUCUUUCAGACUCUUUUGGCACAAGCAUUAUUCCAUUUCAGAAGAAACGACUGACUCAUAUGUCUGGAUGGAUGGCUCUGAUUCCAAAUGCAAAUCACAUUAACUGGUAUUUUAAAGGUGUGGAUCACAUAACCAACAUAUCGUAUACAUCAACAUUCUAUGGAUUUAAGGAUGAAGACUAUGUAAUUAUAUCACAUAACUUUACUCAAAAUCCUGAUAUGUUUAAUAUUAUUGAUAUGAGGAAUGGUUCUUCAAAUCCAUUGAAUUGGAAUACUAGCAAGAAUGGAGACUGGCACCUUGAAGCAAACACUAGUACUCUAUAUUACUUGGUGUCAGGAAGAAAUGACCUUCAACAGAGUCAGCCCAUUUCUGGGAACCUGGAUCCUGAUGUGAAAGACGUUGUUAUUAAUUUCCAAGCUUACUGUUGUAUUCUCCAGGAUUGCUUUCCUGUACAUCCCCCAUCAAGAAAACCAAUGCCCAAGAAGCGACCAGCCACAUAUAAUUUAUGGUCAAAUGAUUCUUUUUGGCAAUCAUCACGAGAAAAUAAUUAUACUGUACCUCACCCAGGGGCAAAUGUGAUUAUACCUGAAGGAAUAUGGAUUGUAGCUGACAUAGAUAUGCCAUCAAUGGAAAGACUCAUUAUUUGGGGGGUUCUAGAACUGGAAGAUAGAUAUAACGUAGGAGCUGCAGAAUCUUCUUACAGAGAAGUUGUUUUGAAUGCUACCUACAUAUCACUGCAGGGAGGUAGAUUAAUUGGUGGCUGGGAAGAUAACCCUUUUAAAGGAGACUUAAAGAUUGUUCUUAGAGGAAAUCAUACUACCCAAGACUGGGCUCUUCCAGAAGGACCAAAUCAAGGGUCAAAGGUCUUAGGGGUGUUUGGUGAGCUGGAUCUUCAUGGAAUUCCACGUUCAAUAUAUAAAACUAAGCUCUCAGAAACUGCAGAUGCAGGUUCUAAAAUCCUGUCUCUGAUGGAUGCUGUGGAUUGGCAGGAGGGAGAAGAGAUUGUGAUAACAACCACAAGCUAUGAUUUCCAUCAGACAGAAACAAGAAGUAUCAUUAAAAUUCUCCAUGAUCGUAAAAUUCUCAUUCUUAAUGAUAGCCUUUCCUAUACUCACUUUGCUGAGAAAUACCAUGUCCCUGGAACUGGUGAGAGCUACACAUUAGCAGCUGAUGUUGGGAUACUGAGCAGGAACAUCAAAAUAGUUGGUGAAGAUUACCCAGGUUGGUCCCAGGACUCUUUUGGAGCACACGUCCUGGUUGGCUCAUUCACUGAAAAUAUGAUGACAUUUAAAGGAAAUGCAAGAAUAAGUAAUGUGGAAUUUUAUCACAGUGGUCAAGAAGGCUUCAGGGAUAGCACAGAUCCAAGAUAUGCUGUAACAUUUCUUAACCUAGGACAGAUUCAAGAACAUGGCUCAUCUUAUAUUCAAGGCUGUGCUUUUCACCAUGGCUUCUCUCCAGCAAUUGGUGUAUUUGGGACAGAUGGAUUGGACAUAGAUGACAACAUCAUUCACUUUACAGUGGGAGAAGGCAUAAGAAUAUGGGGGAAUGCCAACCGAGUCCGAGGGAAUUUGAUUGCUCUUUCAGUUUGGCCAGGAACCUAUCAGAACAGAAAAGAUUUAAGUUCAACUCUCUGGCACGCAGCAAUUGAGAUAAAUGGAGGGACCAAUACAGUUUUGCAGAACAAUGUAGUUGCUGGCUUUGCAAGAGCAGGAUACCGUAUUGAUGGUGAACCUUGCCCAAGCCAGUUUAAUCCUAUGGAAAAGUGGUUUGACAAUGAAGCCCAUGGAGGUUUAUAUGGGAUCUAUAUGAACCAAGAUGGCCUUCCUGGAUGUUCUCUUAUACAAGGAUUUACCAUUUGGACAUGCUGGGAUUAUGGAAUUUAUUUUCAGACCACAGAGAAUGUGUACAUUUAUAAUGUGACCCUGGUUGACAAUGGAAUGGCGAUUUUUCCAAUGAUUUACUUGCCAGCUGCUAUAUCACACAAAAUUUCCAAUAAAAAAGUACAAAUUAAGAGCUCCUUAAUUGUUGGAAGUAGCCCCGGGUUUAAUUGCUCUGAUAUCCUAACUAAUGAUGAUCCCAAUGUUGAACUCACUGCUGCCCAUCGGAGUCCUAGAUCUCCAUCAGGUGGGAGAAGUGGGAUUUGUUGGCCUACCUUUGCUUCAGCUCAUAACAUGGCACCACGAAAGCCCCAUGCAGGGAUCAUGAGUUACAAUGCCAUCAGUGGCCUUUUGGACAUCUCAGGUUCAACAUUUGUUGGAUUUAAGAAUGUUUGUUCAGGGGAAACUAAUGUUAUAUUUAUUACUAACCCUUUAAAUGAGGAUUUACAACAUCCAAUCCAUGUGAAGAAUAUAAAACUGGUUGAUACUACUGAACAAUCAAAAAUAUUUAUACAUAGGCCUGAUAUAAGUAAGGUCAAUCCAUCUGAUUGUGUGGACAUGGUUUGUGAUGCCAAAAGGAAAUCUUUUCUUAGAGACAUAGAUGGCUCCUUUCUGGGGAAUGCUGGUUUUGUGAUACCUCAAGCAGAAUAUGAAUGGGAUGGAAACAGCCAACUAGGAAUUGGAGACUACAGAAUCCCUAAGGUGAUGCUCACAUUCUUGAAUGGAAGUAAGAUUCCCGUCACCGAGAAAGCACCUCAUAAAGGAAUUAUUAGAGAUUCAACCUGUAAGUACAUUCCACAGUGGCAGAGCUAUCAGUGCUUUGGGAUGGAAUAUGCAUUGAUGGUUAUUGAAAGUCUGGAUCCUGACACAGAAACUCGAAGAAUUUCCCCAGUGGCUGUAAUGGGCAAUGGUUAUGUAGAUCUCCUUAAUGGCCCACAGGAUCAUGGCUGGUGUGCUGGAUAUACAUGCCAGAGAAGACUGUCCCUGUUUCACAGUAUUGUGGCCCUGAACAAAUCUUAUGAAAUUUACUUCACUGGCACUAGUCCACAGAAUCUUCGACUGAUGUUGCUUAAUGUUGACCAUAACAAGGCUGUUCUAGUAGGAAUUUUCUUUUCCACACUUCAACGUUUGGAUGUCUAUGUGAACAACUCAUUGGUCUGUCCAAAAAAUACAAUAUGGAAUGCCCAGCAGAAACACUGUGAACUUAAUACACUUCUGUACAAAGACCAAUUCCUUCCUAACCUGGAUUCCACUGUCCUUGGUGAAAACUACUUUGAUAGAACCUACCAGCUGCUUUAUCUUUUGGUUAAAGGAACUAUACCUGUUGAAAUCCACACUGCCACAGUGAUAUUUGUUUCUUUCCAAUUACCUGCUGUAACAGAAGAUGACUUUUAUACCUCUCACAAUCUUGUUAGAAAUCUUGCCUUGUUUCUAAAGAUACCAAGUGACAAAAUCCGUAUCAGCAAAAUGAUAAGAGAGAAGAGUCUGCGGAGGAAGAGAUCCAUGGGAUUUAUAAUUGAAAUAGAGAUUGGAGACCCUCCUAUUCAGUUCUUAAACAAUGGCACCACAGGUCAGAUGCAAAUAUCUGAACUCCAGGAAACUGCUGGUUCUCUUGGACAAGCUGUAAUAUUAGGAAAAAUCAGUCGCAUCCUUGGAUUUAAUAUUUCUUCCAUGUCUAUUACUAAUCCCCUCCCCAGCCCAAGUGACUCUGGCUGGAUUAAGGUAACCGCCCAGCCAGUUGAAAGGUCUGCAUUUCCUGUUCACCACGUCGCCUUAGUGUCCUCACUCUCAGUGAUCACUCAGCCGGUGGCAGCACAGCCGGGACAGCCGUUUCCUCAGCAGCCUUCGGUAAAGGCAACAGAUUCUGACGGUAACUGUGUAUCAGUUGGAAUUACUGCACUAACUUUGAGGGCCAUACUCAAGGACUGCAAUAAUAACCAAGUCAGUGGCCUUAGUGGAAAUACAACAAUUCCAUUUAGCAGCUGUUGGGCCAACUACACAGACCUUACUCCCUUUAGAACAGGUAAAAAUUAUAAGAUUGAAUUCAUACUGGAUAAUGUUGCUCGGGUAGAAUCCAGAACUUUCAGCCUGCAGGCAGAGUCUGUCUCUAGCAGCAGCAGCAGCAGCAGUGGCAGCAGCAGCAGCAACAGCAAAGCAUCAACUGUGGGUACCUCUGCUCAGAUAAUGACUGUAGUAAUUAGCAGUCUGAUUGGAAGAAUGUGGCUCUUGGAAAUAUUUAUGGCUGCAGUUUCGACUGUGAAUAUAACUUUAAGAAGCUACUAAAGUGCUGUUCUGAAGAAUAGGCUGAAAACAAUAAUAUGAGAAUUGCUUGUUUAUUUGCUAUUUUGUUGUGCAACAGGGAAAAGUCUAUAGCAUUUUCAUGAAAAUAUACAAAAAAUAUUUUUAUAAUAUAUAAAAUGUACUAAUUAGCUUUAAACACAAAAAUCAGAUUUCUUCAAAAUAUAAAUUCGUUUUGAUUCUUUUUAUUUGUAUGUUCUUAUUUCAAUAAACUUCCAGAAAUCUGUCA
Molecule: messenger RNA, 13096 nt
Organism: Cebus imitator (Panamanian white-faced capuchin)
Lineage: Eukaryota; Metazoa; Chordata; Mammalia; Primates; Cebidae
Gene: PKHD1L1
Product: PKHD1 like 1
Exons: 78
Coding region: 103-12852 (4249 amino acids)
Source: RefSeq, a predicted model, not a curated record